UCAGAAAAGAACACUUUUUGCUUUAAUGCAGGGAGGAACUCCCCAUGACACGGCGGCUCGCCUGGCGUCCAACGUAGAGCCUCUACUGGCCGAAACGCGCGCGCAUCUGCUGCACAAGGAGCCUGACCGCGCGCGUGCGAGUUUCCUGCGUCUGCCGGAGCUGGAAUCACGUCGUAAAGCGUAUCUGGAGGCGACACUACGCGACUUCUACGCCGCCGGAUUGUUCGACGUCCCCGUGCUACUUACGUUCCUGGAGGCGCUUCCAAGCUGGCAUUGGACACUAGACGGGUGUGCUGUGCUGCAUAACGUGAGCUCCGCAUUGCGAGCGCCCAGCAGCGGCGCCGGUGGAGGUGGCAAUGCUCUCAGAGCGCUCGAAGCGCGUCAACGCAAGUUCCCACAGUUGCCAUUAGCGUUUUUCCUGCUGAAACUCAUGAGUCACUUGGAAGGAAGUGCUCGUGUGCGUGCCGAGAGCUACUGGUACGCGUGGGUGAGUCCUACACUGCGCGCAGUAGCCAGUGGACAGCCACUAGAGCUCAAGAUCUUGUCCAGAACAGGCCGCAGCGAGUACAGACAGGGAGAUGCAAGUAAAGAAGAGUUACUGUAUGCACCUGGCAAUGCUGGAACGUUCGAUAAUGACCGUCGUAACGCUCUGUGUUGGGUUGGAGAGGGCAACGACAAUGAGAUGGCUACAUGGCCGAAUGACAAAGAUCGCACCAAGGCGCAGUGGAGACUCAUCCCGUCCGAUGUGCAUACAGACACCUUUCUGCUCCAAAGUGUCAAAUUCGAGGAGUAUUUGUACGCUGCAGACUACGCCAAGUUCAAGAAAGACGCUCGAGGCAAAGCGAGGAGUCGAGUGUUCACGUGGCGGAAACAAGCGGAAUCUCCUGGACCUGCGGGCAAGUGGCAGUUGGUGUCGUUGAGUGUGGAAGAGAGAGACGUGUUUGCGCUGUACAAUCCCUACCAGCGAGAGUUUUUGUACUCCCCGACGGCCGAUCUACUGGACAGUAAGAGACGCCACGUAUUGACUCGAGCAGCGCCCGAUGGAGCGCGUGAGGCGUCCACUACAGAGGGAGGAGCCAUGUGGUGUGCGUGGCGGAUCUCCCCGGCUCAGCAGUCGUCCAUGGAGCGCGGCGUGGAGGCCUUUUUCGCCAAGAAAUACCCCGUCGCAGUCGAGCAAUUGACGCAGGCACUGCAGGAUUUGCCAGAUAACACGCAACACGUGAAGUGCUUUGCUUACCGGAUGACUGCGAACCUGCGUCUGCGUCGAUUCGACCUGGUAGCGCCGGAUUUCCAGGCCAUUCAGGAGCUUGGAGGCGAUAAGGCUGCGAUUUUUCACGGCCUCGCGCAUCUGUGGGAGGAGAACGCCAGUUAUCUCGCUGCGAUGGCCAAUUCGUCUCCAGAUCUUCAGAUCCAGGCCAUCGAGAUCUCGACGUCGCCUGAGAACCCCUUCUUCAUGCGUCAUCAACUCUCCAAGGGCGACGACUAUUUCGUUCGUCGAGAUUUCCAAGCGGCUAUUGUGUGUUACCAAGAAGCGGCUACAUGUACGCCCACUACGACGUCGUCAUCAGCUGAGAACAGUAUGGAAGACCCCGAGACAACGCGGCAACGUGUUCGCGCGUACGUGUCGUGUGCCAAGUGUUUCUUCGCGUUGGAUGAGAGUGAGAAUGCGUGGCAAUACUUGAGUAUAGCACAUGAUAUCACUGGCGUGUCAGUGGAGGGGGAGGCGGCCAUUUUACUCUGGAAAGGCAAGUGUCGACGAGCUCAGAAAGCUUACGACGAAUCGCUGGAACUACUCGAAAAAGCGUUUGAUCGAGCGAGUGCAGCGUCGGCAGCUUCGGUGGGGUUAUCGUCGUCCGCAGCGGGUGCUCCGAUGUCUGCUGCGGUGCUGAAGCGGUCUAUUCUGAUGGAAAUGAAGGUUGUGGGGCUCUUACGACAAGGAGUGUAUGAUACGUUACUGUCUACAGAUGAGAAUGGGGUCACAACUAAUGGGAAUGGAGUGAAAGAAGACAGAGAAAUGGGUACUAGCGGAGACGCAGAGAAAACGUUAACGCAAAUGAUGGAAAUGUUCCACUGCCCACUGAGUCUGGAGCUGAUGGACGACCCUGUUACUACACCCGACGGCAACACGUACGAGCGCUCGAUGAUCGAGCAACAUCUCGAAGUGAACGGCUGCUUCGACCCUUUGACGCGAGCGCCGCUGACCAAGUCGCAACUCCAUCCGAACCGAGCAUUGAAACAACUCAUGGAGACGCUGCUUAGUGAUCAUCGACUGGGACUGCUGCUCGCAUCGUGUUCGACGUAGAAAUUUCUUUAACAAAUAGUGAUCCAGCAACUACGCAUUUUCAUUCUUUGCGUAAUCAACGAAAGUUGGAAAUUACUCUCAAUUAUCACAUUGUUCUUGCAUAUUAAUCGGACAUUUUGUUGAAACAAAUACAUUUGCAGUUAACACUUCAACA
This is a messenger RNA of Phytophthora nicotianae INRA-310, 2456 nucleotides long. RefSeq lists its product as hypothetical. Gene Ontology annotation, biological process: protein polyubiquitination; positive regulation of proteolysis; proteasome-mediated ubiquitin-dependent protein catabolic process. Gene Ontology annotation, molecular function: protein-folding chaperone binding; ubiquitin protein ligase activity. Gene Ontology annotation, cellular component: cytoplasm. The transcript has a single exon. NCBI's taxonomy places the organism in Eukaryota, Oomycota, Peronosporomycetes, Peronosporales, Peronosporaceae. The coding region runs from base 26 to 2302 and encodes 758 amino acids. The record is from RefSeq and is a predicted model, not a curated record.